Messenger RNA from Schistocerca serialis cubense, 1636 nucleotides. It is a transcript of the gene mAChR-C, whose product is annotated as octopamine receptor 1. Lineage: Eukaryota; Metazoa; Arthropoda; Insecta; Orthoptera; Acrididae. Gene Ontology annotation, biological process: G protein-coupled receptor signaling pathway. The transcript has 4 exons. Gene Ontology annotation, molecular function: G protein-coupled receptor activity. Gene Ontology annotation, cellular component: membrane. Bases 571 to 1575 code for a protein of 334 amino acids. The record is from RefSeq and is a predicted model, not a curated record.
AAUAGUGGGGGGUCUAAGUUUUAACAACUUGCCUAGCAGAAAAAUGGGAAAGAAAAUGAAAAUUCAGUGCAAGAUGCAAAACAUCAUUAAAUAUUCUAACUCUUAUCACCAAGCUCAGCUCUCUGAAUGUUUAUGUUGUUUGCCUAUGUAAUUUACACCAGACUGAUAAGUGAUAGAUAUUGCCUUCAAAGCUAGAGUCAAAGUAGCUGUACCCGAAACAGCAAUUCUCUUCAUAUAUUAUCCACACAGAAUUACUAAGCACUGAUUAAACAAAACAUCCCACAUUAGCGGCAGCAGGGACAAUGAAAAUAGCUUAUAUCCAGUGACAAUGUCCAUGAAGUGAAAUUCUUGUGAAUGUGAAAUGGUGAAAAGUAAGAUUCAUUAUGGAAGACAUAUGAUGAAAGAAAAUGCUAUGUGAGUCAAUGGCUUAGGAGGAGGCAAACCAUAUGCGUGGGAUCUAAGAAUCAAGCUCGCGCAAAGAUGUCUUCACACAAGAAGCACUUAUUUUAUAUCAGAAAAUGUGCAUUUUCCCAGUGAUCUUUUAGUGUUAUAUAUGAGUGUGAGAUUGACAUGUCAGGACUCUUCAAUGAGACCUUUUCAGGGAACUAUUCAACAGACACUGAAGACGAGAUACUAUUUGGAUUGCCAGAGAGAGUGAUAUGGGCAACUAUUGACGGAGCCCUCAUGAUUCCAAUUUUAGCAGGGAACAUUGUAACCAUCUGCGCAAUUUUAUGGUGUCGACGUCUGUCAAGUGUACUAUCAAACCAGUUCAUCCUGAACUUGGCAAUAUCUGACUUGUUAGUAGGUCUAUUUUUGCCAUAUCAUAUGGCAUUCUCAAUAAUCGAUGAACUGAACAAGUCCAAGAACAUCUGUUUAUUGCGAUUUAUACUAGUCAUACUUCCAGCCAGUUCUUCAAUAUAUAAUCUCAUAGCAAUCGCUAUUGACAGGUAUAUUUCCAUCGUGUAUCCACUACACUAUUCAACGUACAUGACAGCAAGGAAAGCAUUAGUGAUAGUCGGAGUUGGCUGGAUACUUUCUGCCAUAGUAUCAACAAUGCCCAGCUAUUGGAAUAAAUACAGUGAGGACAAGGAGUGUUUGGUUGACAAUGUGCUACCAAAAGCCUACAUCAUAUGCAUCAUCACACCAGCAUUUGUUCUGGUACUUGUAGCAAUGUUGGUACUUUACUGGCGAAUAUGGAAGGAAGCUUCAGAACAAGCCAGAAGACUUAGGAACGUUACUAACUCUCAGUCAGAUUGGAAAUCUGUCCAGGUUGUUCUUUUAGUCUUGGGCUCUUUCUCCAUCUGUUGGCUACCCUACUUCACAGUCAUCUGUUGCCGUGUUGUUGGUGCGAAGUCAUACACAUCCUUUGUGGUUUACAAAGCAGCAUUUUCAAUGGGUAUGGCCAACUCAUGCAUAAAUCCACUCAUAUAUGCAUGGAAAAACACUGAAUUUAAGAAUGCUUUUAGAAAUAUACUUCACUGCAAGUCACCAAACCGAGCAGAUCAUCUACUAGAAACUAUAACUACACAUACCGAACUGCACACUAUUGACAGUUCAUGUGGAGGUUUCACUUAACUUUCAAUGAUUGUUUAAUCUUCUUUUUGUAAAUAUAGUUCUGAAAAAACGUAAAACUUUA